AUGUUGCUGGAGUCGCGAGGAAUUGCUGCAAGGAAGAGAAACGGACUGACCCUGACUACCUACGGCGGGGUGGGUCCUGCCAGCGAGGAGGACGAGGAGGACUCAUCACAGUCACUUCUCGGGGGUGGCGCCGACGGCGGGAGAAUGCCGCGAUGCGGCGAACCCGAGACAACUCCUGUCUCUGUGACACCUGGAGUCAUUCCUGACAGAUGUUCUGCGAGAGAUGACGGUCCUGAAGGCGAUGACAGCUCCAGGUCGCCGAACAGUAGCCUCCUUAAUAAUUUGAAUAACAACAACAGCAGUAGCAGCAGUAAUUGUAAUUCCAACCGGCAAUGUGCCACAGACUUCAGCAUUGCUGCCAUUAUGGCACGGGAUUCACGUCAACAACAACAGCAAGCUCAUCAGCAUCAACAGCAGUCCAAUAGGCAUCUUCAACAAUCUAUUGGCGGGAAGCUUCACCAGUUUGAAAGAGAGGCAAGUGGAUCAGGAGUAAGCAGGAUACCACCAGCAUCUCAAGACUCAGUGGACAUAGACGACGAAAUAGAAGCUGAUGAUACCGGAAGCACCAGUGGAAAAGCGCCAUCCCCUUCAAAUCCUCUCCUUCAGGAGCAUUCUAAUUGCGAGGAGUUAAGGCACGUCGUCUGCCACCUGGAGACAAAAGAACUCUGGGACAAGUUCAACGAAUUGGGCACCGAAAUGAUAAUCACAAAAACCGGAAGGAGGAUGUUUCCGACCUGUCGAGUGUCUUUCAACGGACUAAGACCUGACGGUCGGUAUGCUGUGUUGAUGGACAUUGUACCGGUUGAUAAAAAAAGGUAUAGAUACGCCUACCACAGGAGCUCGUGGCUGGUGGCUGGAAAAGCAGAUCCUCCAGCGCCGGCGAGGCUCUAUGUUCAUCCCGACUCGCCCUUCACGGGAGAACAAUUGAGGAAGCAGAUUGUUUCUUUUGAAAAAGUUAAGCUUACUAACAAUGAAAUGGACCGACAUGGACAUCUGGUAUUAAAUUCAAUGCACAAGUACCAGCCGCGAAUCCACCUGGUGAAGCGACCGGACUCAGGUGCCAAGGACCCAAUAGAGGAUCUUGAACGUGAGCCACACAAGACCUUCGUAUUCCCGGAGGCCAUUUUCACCGCCGUCACCGCCUAUCAGAAUCAGCUCAAUGGUAGCAUCUUGGGUGGUCUGAUGCACAUCACGACUAAUGUUGCAUUCUCGGCGACCACGGGUGGUCUUACUUCCUCUCACGACGUGUUUCGUGACGUUUAUACGACGACAACAGCCCUAGCUGUUGAUGAUGAUGAUGAGGUGCGAAGAGAUGCCCCAGCAAUUACCCAGGUUACAAUUACAAAGGAAAGAAAAAGCAACUGA
Molecule: messenger RNA, 1365 nt
Organism: Cotesia congregata
Lineage: Eukaryota; Metazoa; Arthropoda; Insecta; Hymenoptera; Braconidae
Source: the annotation of a GenBank genome assembly